Entelurus aequoreus (snake pipefish) is the source of this 948-nucleotide messenger RNA. RefSeq lists its product as uncharacterized. The transcript has 4 exons. NCBI's taxonomy places the organism in Eukaryota, Metazoa, Chordata, Actinopteri, Syngnathiformes, Syngnathidae. The record is from RefSeq and is a predicted model, not a curated record. The coding region runs from base 53 to 733 and encodes 226 amino acids.
CUCACAGAUCGACUUCUAGGUCCCUCAGAGCUGCAGACAAGAUGAGAAGAAGAUGAUGCAAAUGUCGCUGAAGGAGUUGGCGCUGGUGUUACUCAGUGCAGUUUGUGUUGCAACCGCGAUGCCGUGUACCGCUGUUUUAAACGAAACACAGACAAGAGUGGUUGUUCCUGCGGGUUCCGAUCUGAUUUUGUGCUACCGACUGGAGAGUGGGCCUCCAAAAAGAGUCAGGCUCGCAUGGCAUUUUAAUUCAACUGAAUCGUCAUUUCAUGGCUCUGAGAAAAUCUAUGAAUCAUAUGUUUCUAAUAUGUCAAACAACAAGGACAACGACACAUUUCAGAGGCAACUUAUACGCAACAUUACAUACAAGAACAGUGGAUGGUACUUUUGCAGCAUUACAACGGACAUUCCCACACUGGAGAGUGAUUACUGCAAAGCAACACAAGUGUUUGUUCAAGGUGUUUCUGUGCCUUCCACAGUUGGGGCCUCGCGGGACACCUGGUGGCUUUGGGUCUUGGUUGGAGUGUUAGGACUCGUCGUACUUGUUCUGGUAGUCCUGUGUGUGCUUCUCACCUGGCAACGUAAACACAGAGAACGGAGCUCUCCAAUAUACAUGAACACACAUCCUCGCCCACGCCAACCCACAACCGCUCAGCUGAAGGUGCCUCAAAGCUCCAAGAAUCUGCGCACCCCGAGUCCUGCUAGGGGCAGCAACAGCAAACAAAGCCCCAAAUAGGAGCAAAGAUCCUACAAAUGAUCAAAUAUUAGUAUUAAGAUGGCUGUGUGCUGGGAUACAAUAUAUGAUAUAUUUAAUACAGAGUAGUGAUUGAUUCUAUUGUGAAAUCAAGCAAUGUAUAAAUACACUUCAUCAUGUAAUCCUUUCCAUCUUUUGGAGUAUUAUUAUUCUCUAUCAGAGCAGCCAAUAAAAAGUGCCAUUUGCUAAGUCUGCAA